This is a messenger RNA of Antechinus flavipes (yellow-footed antechinus), 2306 nucleotides long. RefSeq names its product family with sequence similarity 117 member A (gene FAM117A). Bases 6 to 1379 code for a protein of 457 amino acids. The transcript is spliced from 8 exons. The record is from RefSeq and is a predicted model, not a curated record. Lineage: Eukaryota; Metazoa; Chordata; Mammalia; Dasyuromorphia; Dasyuridae.
GGUUGAUGGCGGGGGCCGCAGCGGGCGGCCGAGGCGGAGGGGCCUGGGGCCCGGGGCGCGGAGGGGCCGGGGGGCUACGGCGGGGCUGUUCUCCUCCAGCCCCCGUUGGCUCCGCUCGGGCCGGGCUGCAGCCACUUAGGGCCACCGUCCCCUUCCAGCUGCAGCCGCCGCCGCACCAGCGCCGGGACGGGGGCGGCCGCGCAGCCAGUGUCCCGUGUUCAGUGGCUCCAGAAAAGUCUGUAUGUAGGCACCGACCACCCCGAGUCCGACGCACAUUCUCCUUGGACACAAUCCUUGGCUCCUACCUCCUGGGCCAAUGGCCAAGAGAUGCUGAUGGCACCUUCACCUGCUACACCAAUGACAAAGCUACCCAGACACCCCUGUCCUGGCAUGAGCUGGAAGGUGAGCAAACCGGCUCCUGCACCCACAAGCGCUCUGCCUCCUGGGGUAGCACAGACCACCGAAAAGAGAUCACCAAACUGAAGCAACAGCUGCAAAGAACAAAACUUAGCCGGAAUGGGAAGGAGAAAGAGCGGGCCUCCCCAAUCCAAGGAGACCACGCUGUUCGCGGAGCACUGAGGGCUUCCCCUCCCAGUUUUCCCUCAGGUUCCCCAGUCCUUCGACUUAGCCCCUGUCUGCACCGAAGCCUGGAGGGACUCAAUCAAGAACUGGAGGAAGUGUUUGUAAAGGAACAGGGUGAAGAGGAGCUGCUCAGAAUCCUGGAUGUCCCUGAUGGUCACCGUGCCCCUGCCCCUGCUCAGGGUGUCAACAGUGAUUCCUCCCUCCUUCCCCUGGAACCAGGCAACCUUUCCCUCUCCCCUUCUUUGCCUCUGGCAUCUCCCCAACCCACUGGCCAAGCCAGCCGUUUUGAACCCCAAGCUGCAACUGAGGAACUGACAUCUAACCCCAAGGAAAAGGCAUCUUCUCCACCCCGUGCAGUCCAGGUUGAGGAUGACGGCCCAUCUCCAGUGCUGGCCUUUGCUUCAUCCCCUCGGCCCAACCACAGUUAUGUUUUCAAGCGGGAGCCCCCGGAGGGCUGUGAGAAAGUCCGGGCCUUUGAAGAAGCUCCGUCCCUCAGUCCUGAUCUGACCUUCCUGCCUUCCUGCCCUGACAAGAACAAAGUCCACUUCAACCCGACCGGCUCUGCCUUCUGUCCUGUCAGUUUAGUGAAGCCCCUCUUCCCCAGUAUGGGCUUCCUCUUCCGAAACUGCCCCACGACUCCAGGGUCCCCCUGCCCUGCAUCAGCGCCGAGCCCUUUCUUGACCUCUCCCCGGAAGGACCCUGAUGCUCCCAAAGCCUCACCACUACCUUUUGAACCCUGGCAGCGCACCCCACCCUCUGAGGAGGCUGUGCUUUUCCAGAGUUCCCUGGUAGUUUGAGAGGCUUUCCUCUCACCCCUCCCACCUUACCAUGCAGACCAGUGCCUUUGUGGCUGGCUCCCCCUCCCUGGAUGGAGACCCCAUCCCAUCCUCUUUUGGCCUUUGAGCAUCUUCUUUUGUCACAGCGAAAUUCCCAGGUCCCUGUUUGUGUUGGGGACUGGCUCCUGGGAGGGGGAGGGGGCCCGCCUUCUCCCUUGGACCCUGGCCUCUCCAUCCCAAGCAUGUGAGUACAGACAGCCCCAGAGGGGACACUUGUCCCUCUCAGCAACCAAGGAAGCUGGCUUUGGCUCAGGGGAGGGGAAUGAAGGGGACUUGAAAAGAUCCCUUCCCUUUCCCCUGCAGAGAAGAAAAGCCCGAGAGAAAGCUCCACUGCCUCCCCUUCCUUGCACCUUGUCCCUCGUGUGUCCUCCCUCCUCCAUGCCCUCCUCGGAGGAGUGGAUUGAAGCGACCCCAAAGCCGGGACCAGCCCAGCUGCGGGCAGAGGGGAAUGGAGAGUGUUCCUGGUGACCUUGUCAUCUCGCCUUCGUCCUGACAAAGAUUGUUGGGAGCUGGGCCCCGGCUGGCCCGCCCCUGCAGCCUGGGGGAGGGCGGGGGAGGGAGGGAGAGCUGGUGCCUCCCCUGGGGGGCCAGGCAUGAUGACUGAAUGUACGCUGCUGCCUGCCCUCUUGCCUCUCCCAGGUUCAGGUUGGAUUUGAAAAAUGCCUAUUUUUCUUGUAUUGAUGUAGAAACUCUAUUUUCUCCCAAAGACACUAUUUUUGCAGCUGUUUGAAGUUUGUAUAUUUUCCGUACCGCAGAGCUUACACAGAGAAAUUGAAGAGGAAUGUUAAUGUUGGAAUUUCCUCGUCCUGUGUUUAAAGGUGGUUUUUUUGUUUUUGUUUUUUGCAGAUCUUGGUGUUCAUAGUCCAAAUAAAUAAAUAUUCCCAGCCA